Nerophis lumbriciformis (worm pipefish) is the source of this 4728-nucleotide messenger RNA. The record is from RefSeq and is a predicted model, not a curated record. Lineage: Eukaryota; Metazoa; Chordata; Actinopteri; Syngnathiformes; Syngnathidae.
AUGGCCCAUGCAGACUCCAUUUUCCCUGCCUUCUCCAAGACAGUGUUGAGGUUCUACUGGAGUAACCCAGAAUCUCUGGACUCAUCUAUACAGAGUGCUCUAUCAGCCCUCUACCCACCUUUCGACGUCACAGCGCCCAUCGUCAUCAGCCAGCUCUUCCGCACCAUUGAGGAACGUUACCAUGGCGAUGCCUUGCAAUGCCUACUCGAUUUCCUCAUCCCUUCCAAACACCUGUUGGAAAGUGUACAACAGGCUGCAUGUGCUGGAUACUCGGAUGUGGUUUUCCGCUGUGAGGGUUGGCCUCUCUGCCUCCAUGACAAAACAGUCAUCCAGUUAGCACCUGUGAACCCUUUGCUGCUGCGUCCUGGAGAUUUCUAUCUCCAAGUAGAGCCUUUUGGUGACCAGGCAGCUCGUGUUGUCGUCAAAAGCCUCCUGGAAGCCGGAUGUCGGGAAGUGGAGGAAAUCCCGAUCCCUGAGACUUCGUACCCAUGCAUUUUCACAGAGGACUGGCUGAAAGACAUCAAUGACGGGCGUCAAGGGACUCCUCUAUCACGCUGCUUACUCAGUACUGAUCAAGGAGUAAUAAAAUUGCCAUGGGCAGAGGUGGCCAUCCCAGAGUUUUUGGAUAAGCCUAAGGUUAUAACCACUCAUCGACAAGUUCCUCCUGUGCCAAAGCCUACAUCAUCUCCAUGCACUUACGGCGCAUCCACUCUGCCAUUGGAGGCACGGGUUCUUCCGUUAAAAGAUAAAGUGUCUGCAUCUCUAAGACCUGUGGAUUGUUCUUCCAAACUUGUUAAAUUAGAACAUUAUAAAAGACUCCCCAGAUCCUAUUCUAAAUCUCUUGUCAAACCUGUCGGUUGGGUGUCCCCGAACACAUGGGAUAGCCGCAACUAUCCAGAAAUUGAAGGUGAUUAUGUCGAUUUGGUGGAUGUUCCAAAAGGGAAUGUGUUGAAACAUGGAGGCCAAUUAAAUCCAGCAAAUUCUGCCUACAUUGAACCUGCCAGACCACCUCAAUGUACAACCAUGGAGCCUUGUAUGCCAUGCAGCCAGGGAAAGCUGGAGGAGGACCUUUUAGAACAAGAUAACAAAUUCAGGUACAGGGAAUCCUACCUGGCGGCACUGAGAAACCCUGUCCCUUUUGAAAAAGGUAGCAUUGACCUCCUUACAGCACUGGAGGAGGUCGGACUUUGUGAAGAUUUGGACCAAAACAAUGAACUCGGACGGUUUUGUAACCACUGUAAUACACCAAUGUUCGGCCAUGAUUUCUGCCAAAACAGAGAUUGCUGUGAACCCAGAACGCAAACCUUUGGCUCCUGUCACAAAAACGUCCCUACGAGCACCAAAUCAGAGGACAUUUUGAAGGAAUCACCCGUAAUUAUGAAAUCAUCCCCUGUCUUAAGUUACAGUCACAAAGUUCCAAACAAACUUCUUUCUCAGCCUGAGCAGACGCAGAGAUCUGGAUUACCCUCAGAUGCGUGUGAAAAAAUGUAUGUCAUGAAAUCAUCCGGCAAACAAAAAUCCAUGUCUCGGUCUCUGUCAACUGUAUCGGACACUCCUAAAGGAAGUCCGCUUUUCUACAAACAAAAUAACAGAAGCCACAGUGAUAUUUGCCCUGAGACAGUUAGCAGCAUGAUGCAGUGCAAGAAAACUCAACUGCUAGGACAAGGGACUCCAAAGCUGGAAAAAAUGAAAUUCCUCAAAAAAGACCUCCAGCCAAGCGGAGGUGAUAGUCCCUCCACGUCAGAUGGACUGCAUCUCAGACUCCAGAUCUCAAAAACAGAAGAAAAAUCCUCCUCUCAACUCCAAUCUGCCAGCUGUAUGCCACCUCCUCAAUCUCUUCAACGUCUGAUGGACAAAAACAUAGCCGAUUUGCUAAAACUGGCUAUCAUUUGUUUACCAGGCAGCCGAGACAAGACUGGUCGGGCAGUAGUGGAGGUUCAUUGUGACAAGGAGUGGAAUUCACCUUGUCUAUCAGCACAGAAUCUCUGCGAGUUAUUGCUUUAUCUCCACUCCAUACCCAAGAAAGAUGUUCGAGAACUGGGAAUGACUUUGGUUGUCGAUGCCAGGAAGAAGGCUCCUCCACCUCACCUCUACAAAGCACUGCUCAUGGCGCAGGAACAAGCACUUCAUGCUGUCCAUAGUAUAGUGGUGUUGGUGGAUAAAGACACAUGUCCACGGCCUGAAAAGCAGACUGGUCUGCAGAUGGACUUGGUGAUGUCUAUGAAGGUGCUGCAUAAGACAGUGGAUGCUUCCCAGUUGACCUCUGAGCUGGGAGGAACCUUCACCUAUAGUCAUACAGAUUGGCUGCAGUUCCAUCAGAGAUUGGUUUCUUUCAUUACUGACCUGAAAGGGGCUGACAGUUUGUUGCAGAGAGCUAUUACUAAAGUGAAUGAGAGCAACAUAAUGGACACAGCCCAGGAAGUGCAUCAGUGCAUCCAGGAACAGAAGGGUUUGAUGAAGGAGGUGCUAGAGGAUGCUCGAUUGGUUAUGCUGCAGAGAGAGGGUGGAGCAGUACUGGCUAGAAUGAGGAGAGAAGAGUUCCGCUUUCCACAUUCUGAAGACUACAGAGAUUCUUUGGAAUCAGUGACGGAAAUGUACAACAAGGUGGAAGAGAAGUUGCACAUGUUGGUGAUGAGAUCAAAUGAAUCACUUCAACAACUGGAACUCCUUUUUGUGAUUAGGGACUUGGAUGCAAAAAUUAAAGAGUCUGCUAUGUGGUUCAGUGAAGAAGGUGAACAUAAACUGAAGGACUUUGACAAAAAUGAUAUUGUGUGCAUUGAAGAUUUCUUGCAGCAGUUUGACACAUUCCUCCUUCAAGCAAAGGAAAAAGAACAAUACGCCUUGUCUCUAGUGACCGAAGCGGAAAAAAAUGUGGGUACCUCGACGUCCAAUCCAGUCACAGAUGUUUUUCAGAUGCUCCUCAACACCUUCAAGUGCAAUGUAGAUAACUUCAUGUCACGUGUGGAGCAAAUGCAUAAAGAUGUGGAUACACUUGUAAAAGUGUACUGCUUCUGUGAGCAGGCAUCUGCUGUGGCCAAAGAAUGUAGUCAUUUUUUGGAGAAGCUAGAGCAAGGGUGUUACUUGGCUGAGUCCAAUCUCAGCACACUGCAGAUGUAUGAAGAGAGAUUAUGUGAUGAAUUCUCGACCCGACAUUUCCAGGCCUUCAAAUCUAAGGCCUGUUCUUUAAGAUCAGGAUCCUCGGGGGCGAUGAGCGUGUGGAAAUUGCGUAAGAUCAUCGAGGAACUUCUGUCCACAGAGAGAGAAUACGUAAAGGCUCUGGGCUAUGUUCGAGAACAUUAUUUCCCCGAGUUGGAUAGGAGCGACGUUCCGCAGGAUCUCAGAGGCCAGAAGGGAAUCAUCUUUGGUAACCUCGAAAAACUGCAUGACUUCCACCGACAUUACUUCCUGAAUGAGCUGGAGAACUGUGUGAAUGAACCCUUCAGGGUGGGACGCUGCUUCCUACGACAUAGAGAGAACUUUACUUUGUAUGCCCUAUACAGCAAGAACAAACCACAGUCUGAUAGUCUUCUCAUCAAUCACGGAAAGAAUUUCUUCAAGCAAAAGCAGCAGAAUCUGAGGGACAAAAUGGACCUGUGGUCUUACUUAUUGAAACCAGUGCAGCGGAUCAGUAAGUACAGCCUGCUGCUCCAAGACAUUAUGAGGGAGUGUGCGCCAGCUCAAACCGGAGAGCUGGCUGAACUCGAAGCUGCCUUGAAGGUCGUUCAUUUCCAGCUCAGACAUGGCAACAACCUGCUUGCCAUGGACGCCAUCCGCCAAUGUGAUGUUAAUCUCAAGGAGCAAGGGCAGCUCAUUCGCCAGGAUGAGUUCUCUGUAACAUUCCGGAAGAAAAAAUGUUGCCGUCAUAUUUUCCUCUUUCAAGAGCUCAUCCUCUUUAGUAAGACACAGAAGACAGAUGUGGGGAAUGAUACCUACAUCUACAAACAAUCAUUCAAGACUUCAGACGUUGGCAUGACCCAAAACACUGGUGACAGUGGCCUUUGCUUUGAGAUUUGGUUCAGAAAGCGGAAAUUCCAAGACACAUACACACUGCAAGCAGUCAGUCGAGAAGUAAAGGAGGCUUGGACCAAGGACCUGGAACGGAUCCUCUGGGAUCAGGCACUACACAAUCGAGAAGUCCGUAUGCAGGAGAGAGUUUUUAUGGGAAUUGGAAACAAGCCGUUUAUGGAUAUCCAACCCAGCGAUGCUGCUAUCAAUAACAGAGCUGUCGACUGUGGACUGAUGGCAAGAGAAAAUAAGGUGCUACCCUUUGUCGGACCAUAUGGGCCACACAAUGGCCUACCUGGGGCACGAUCAAAAUCGGCUGGUUCACGGAGUACAUCGUCUUCCUCAUCUUCCUCGGGACUGGGUUCCCUUUCCCCAACAGCAUAUUACUGUGGGCCGAAGAGGAAGGUGCUAAUAAGUGGCUUUGAAGGAUACCUGUCAACAGUGGGGGUUCUUGAGGACGACAUGGAUCCUGAGAGUGGGAGUCACAACCUAUUGUUGGACAGCUCAGAGUCUUCGGGAGAAAGUGUCAGUGGCCUCAGUAGCUCUGCUCGCAGUUACCGUUCGGUUUUGGAAAGAGAGGCUGAGGACGCGUCUUCCGUCUCCCCUUCCACCAUCACUAUCAAGGAGGCGGAAGGGCCCAGUCGCACUGGAGCUUGUGGCUCAUCUGAAGAAAGCCAAGAAUCAGUUGCACAUCAAGCCAAGGUGACGUACCAAAGAUCUUGA